Molecule: messenger RNA, 2315 nt
Organism: Erinaceus europaeus (western European hedgehog)
Lineage: Eukaryota; Metazoa; Chordata; Mammalia; Eulipotyphla; Erinaceidae
Gene: FASTKD2
Product: FAST kinase domains 2
Exons: 12
Coding region: 166-2241 (691 amino acids)
Biological process (GO): mitochondrial RNA processing; regulation of mitochondrial mRNA stability
Cellular component (GO): ribonucleoprotein granule; mitochondrial matrix
Molecular function (GO): RNA binding
Source: RefSeq, a predicted model, not a curated record
CGCAGACACACGUGGUCCCAGGAAACUGUCAUGGCGGCCGCCUGUAGCUAAUGUGGUGUCCCGACCGAAGGAAAAAUGAUGGCACAUGUUCUCUUUCCCUAGUGGAAGCAACCUUGUGUUAUUGACGUCUUCAAACCAUUUGAGUGUGCUUGUGUGGAAAGAAAAAUGCAUAACAAAGCAGGCUUUUUUCUGUGGAAUCUCCAACAACUCAGUAUUGCUGUUCCAAUGAGCAGAACCAUGAAACUAUAUCCCCUCAGGUUUUGUAGACCAGCAACAGUUUAUUUGAGCUGGAACCCAAAAAGUCAUCUCUUCAAUAACUCUAAUUACAGCAUACAAACAUCUAAUAGACAUCUCUUUCGGACUGCCUCACUAUUUAAAUCAAACAGUUAUACCACUCAAACAAAGCCAAUAAGUACUGUAACAGCCUUUGAAGUUGACAAACACCUUUGUCUUAGAAAACUGUCUUUGUAUUCAAAACAAGCUCUAAUCUCUGAUGAUGGAGUAAAGAAAAGAAGUGUUCAUCAUGAAACUUCCAAUGAAGAUGAUUUCACCAAGGAAACAAAACCAACUGAUACUGACAAUAGAAAGCUGUUUCAGGAGUGUAAUUCCCUGAGUGACGUGUUAGAUAUAUUUGUAGAAGAUCCUACAUUACCUAGUAGUAAAUAUUUUUCAGCAAUGUGGAGAAUUGCCAAAAGGAUGUCCGAUGACCAGAUACGCACUGAAAAACAACUGAUGUUUAACCAUCCUGCCUUUUGCCAGCUAUGUGAACAAGUGAUGCAGGAAGCUAUGGUCAUAUACUUUAACCAGCUGGUCUCCAGUCUUUAUGCUGUGGUGAAGCUUGGAAUUCCUCAGCACACUUUGCUGGUACAGACUUUGCUAAGGGUGGUCCAGGAACGUAUCAAUGAGUGUGAUGGGAAAGGCCUUGCAAUUCUGUCAGCCACUCUAGAGGCCAUGGAGCCGUGCAAGAACGUGGAUGCUCUUCAGGCAGGGUUGCGGAUCCUCGUUGACCAGCAACUUUGGAAUAUAGAAGAAAUCUUUACAUUACAAACUCUGAUGAGAUGUAUUGGAAAAGAUGCACCCACUUCUCUUAAGAGGAAAUUAGAGAUGAAAGCCUUGAGGGAAUUAGACAGAUUUUCUGUCUUGAAUAGCCAGCGUAUGUUUGAGGUACUAGCUGCCAUGAAUUACCGUUCUAUUCCACUUCUGAAUGAAUGCAGUAAAAAGGUCAUAGGUACUAUCCAUGGCUGUCCUUUGAAAGUGUUGAUAAAUAUAAUGCAGUCUUGCAGAGAUCUCCGGUACUAUAAUUCAGAUCUUUUCAGAGCAAUAGCAGAUUAUAUAACUGUAACAUUUGAUGUCUGGAAAUUGAAGCAAGUAAUUUUUCUCCUCAUUGUCUUUGAAAAUCUCGGUUUUCGACCCGUUCACUUAUUGGACACCUUUAUGAAGAAAAUAAUAGAUGAACCUGACAUCCUUAGCAUGAAAAAUAUCACCUGUAUUCUUCACAUAUGCUCUUCUCUCAAUCAUGUCAACAGUUGCCAUACCCAAGAGUUCCUCAAAGUGCUGACUAGUGCUCUAACUGGUUACCUUUUCCACAUCUCUUCUGAGAAUCUGCUGAAUGCUGUGUGCUCACUUUGCUUAAUGAACCAUUUUCCUCUGGCUCCUAUGAAUCAGCUACUCAAACAGGACGUCAUCCAGGAGCUGCUGACGUCAGGUGACACGGAGAGGAAUGCUAACAAACUUGAUAUUUUGGAUCGUUGUCUAAAACUUGAUAUCCCUCAUUAUAAGGCUGUAGAGUUUGUGCUGCCCCAGCUGCCCUCCACACCAUUACCCUCCAAUAAGAAGGCUGAGCAGGUGUUAAGUAUCCUUCUGGGGGAUGGCUACUUCUUAAAACACAUGUGGCUGCCACAUAAUUAUCAAGUAGAUUUUGAAAUUAGAAUGGAUACGAACACGAAUCGAGUGCUUCCAGUUUCUGACUUAGAUGUGGCUACUUCUGCAGAUACUCAAAGAGUGGCUAUUUUGUGCAUUCCUAGAUCUGUUUACUGCUUGAACUCAACUCACCCCAAAGGAUUCUUUGCUAUGAAAUUGCGUCAUUUGAAACUAAUGGGUUUCCAUGUGAUCUUGGUUAACAAUUGGGAGCUGGAGAAACUAGAGAUGGAUGAUGCGAUCACAUUUCUAAAGAAUGAAAUCUAUUCACCCAGAGCUCUCCCUGCAGCUGAUAAUGAAUUUAACAAGCACAUGUUAAAAUAAAAAGCAAUCUUUUCCUAUUAAGGGUUAUACACUUGUAAAAAUAAUUUGAGUAAAGACUAUAGUUCGUUUGUCAA